Molecule: messenger RNA, 3085 nt
Organism: Liolophura sinensis
Lineage: Eukaryota; Metazoa; Mollusca; Polyplacophora; Chitonida; Chitonidae
Product: basal body-orientation factor 1-like
Exons: 12
Coding region: 100-1713 (537 amino acids)
Source: RefSeq, a predicted model, not a curated record
UUAGUUGAAAGCUAGCUUGUUGAGCCAUUAGGACCAUGGCGUUUAAGCGUACUCCGUAAAAGGACGGUGUCUUACUUAACUUCAAGCUAAUUAAACACAAUGCCGAAAAAGAAAGCCAAAGGAAAGAAGGGAAAGAAAGGGAAGAAGGGAGGGAAGAAAUCAAAGAAGGCAGAAAGUAAGGUAGCCAUAGCUGAAGCAAGCUCUAAAGUGUGGGAAGCCAAGCUAGAUUUUCUUGAGCAAGCCAAGAAUGAAUUCAGGGACAAUGCUAAACGCCUCAUGCUGGAGAAUGAUGCUCUUCAGACUCAGAUGGUCCAGACGGAGAAGGACACCAUUGAUGUCAUCACCUACCUUAAGAGACAGGACCAAGAAAAAGACAACCAGGUGGACAGACUGCAAGUUGCUAUUAAACAACAGAAGAAGGAACAUCGAAGAGAACAGGAGGACAUUAUAGAGGACUUCAGUCGUCAGAUAAAUGAAUUGGAGGAGAAAUUAGUUUUGAAGACCAAGGAAGUGGAUGUUCUACAGAAUGAGCUGAAGAUGGUGAAGGAAUUCCGUAGAAAGAGAGCUCAGAUGCAGAGGGAACUAGAUGAGAUCAAGGAAGCAAUGUUCAAUACAAACAGAGAUCACAAAGAGACUCUGGGAAGAAUGGAACAGAAAUUUUUUGAGGAAAAGAUGCGGUUACAACAAGAGGCAAACCAAAAAAUAGCAGAGCUGGCAGAAAAAGCACACAGUGAAGCCAUUGCAAAUCUAGAUGACACCACAAGAUCAGUUUACAAAGAGAACGUACGUUUAUCUGAAUCUCUGCAAUACCACAUGCGGGAAGGGGAAAUGUUGAAGAAGAUAAGGGCUCGUUUAGAAGAGGAAAAUGAGACUCUCAAAGGGGACAAGGAGUUGAAUGACGCCAUGGUUCAGGAGAAAGUGGCUCAAGUCAAGCAGCAAAAGACACAGAUAAAACAGCUGACAGAAAAGGUGUCCGUACUGGAGAAGUCUUUGAGUCAUGUCGUGAUGGAGUUUGACACAGAGCGUGGAGACAUACUAGCACGGGCGAAGAUUGAGAACGAGGCAGCCCAAGUAGAGCUGGACAAGUUACAGCGAGUGAUAGAACUCAAGUCUAAAGAAAUGAACAAAGUGAAGAGACUAGCCAGGAACAUCCUUGAUCAGAGGACAGAACUGGAACGCUUCUUCCUGGAAUCAUUAGAGCAAGUUAAGCGUGAAAUCAGUGCAAACCAAGCUCAGUACAGACACGAUGCCCACCUAGCCUAUCAACAGAAGAUGCUGGCAGCCCAUGCCGGAAAAGCAGAAUUCCCCAAAAUACGGACAUUCAACAAAUCAGAGACCAGCACGAAUAGUGUCUACAAAGAUUUGGAGGCUGCAGAAAAAUUGUAUAACGAGGUAGGGAAGGUGGAUGUAAGUGAGCUGACGUGGGAGCAGAAGGAACGUGUGCUGCGUUACUUAUUUGGUCGCAUGAACGGCAGUCACAAGGGUCUGUCCUCAGCUUCACCUCUUCCUGCCAUUAGACGCCAAGACAGACAGCUGAGUAUUACCAUGGAAACGUCAAAAGAAUCUGAUUUGUCUGGCGCUGACAGCCCGAAACAGACAUUCCUUACCCAGACCGGGGUUGAUGACCCUAAUCUGUCACUCUGUGGCUCUGCCCCCUUACCCGGCAUUCCUCAAGGCCGUACCACUUGGGUCGAACCACAAACAGCUGCCUAAUGUCAGCAGAAACUCGGUCAACUCAGAAAUAAUUUAGCACAACUUCAAACUUAUAAUUCCGACCUGAGACUGGAUACCUCAAACACAAACUGUUUCCACCAGACCACUUAGCAGGUGCAGUUCUGCAUUGUGUAUCUCCACAAGACACCUGUGGCAAGAUGUAGUGUCAGAGCAAACAUCUGUUCAAUUUUUAUAAGAUGUCGUAGAAAAUAGGUCAAGCAAGCCUGGUCACUGUUUAAAGUUGACAGCAGGUCUUUCUUAUGCAGAGAAACGUGUGGUCAAAUGAAAUGCACAGCAUUGUAGUUUUAAUUUGGUAUUUAUUGAUGUACUUCAUGAAAUGUGUUCCGUGUGAUUUUCGAGCCAUUGGUAUAGCUACUUUGGAAGUAUUGUGAUGUGUAUACCAUUAUCAGGAAGUACUGUAAAACAACCUUUAUUAUGCAAACUUGCAAAUUGUUUAAAGUAUUUAAGAAAAUAUUUAACAUUCAUCAGCCAGUAUUAUCUUUGAGGUCUAGCUUUUUUCAUACAUGGAUUUAAAGCUGUAUUGUGUUGUUGUGUCUUGUGAUAAAUAUAAGGUUUGGAUUACACAUUAAUAUUGUGACAAUCUUGUGGAUGAACUGCUGUUUUUUAAAACCUUUCUCAGAUAUUGUACUACUGUGUGACUGCUGAUCUUUUGAGGAUAUUUUAAUUGAUAAUGUUUUGUGUACACUGUCAUUAGACUGUACAAGUAUCUAUAACCUGUGAUAUAGCAUGCAUGUGCAAAUGUGGUAUCUUUAAGUACAUGUAGUGUAUGGAUAUAUUCUUAUACAUGUAACUCCAUUGGGCAUUGAUCUGCCCAUGUUAUGAUUAAUGGUUUUUGUUAAAGGAUUGCAGAUAAAUACUCAGUGUAAUAAUUUUGCUAUAGUGACAAGUAGUAGAAGCCUUGUGUUGUGACUAGUGCCUGGUUAAUGCUGAUGCAAGCAUUUCAUUUGAUACUUUUGAAAACAUGAUCAAAACUUUUGCUUGUGUAUGUUGGAACAUGUUUAUAGUUAUGAGCAGAAGUGAAGACUUUUGUGUUCUGUUCAGUAGAAAUGUAUGCAGAAGAUAAACAAGUAACAUCAUUGCGAUGAUCAUUGUCAUUGUCAAACAACAUGUUUGAGUUUGUAAAAAAUUUGUUCCCACAAAAAUGCUUUUUGAAUCACAAGAAUUCAUUGUUUUAUUUUCAGUUCUAAAAUUUGUAGGAAAAAUUAUACAAGUGUAAACACAGUAUUCUACAAAAUAUAAAACCCAACCAAACUGUAAUCAGACUGAUAUAUAUCAAUCUUCUAAUGUAAUAAAUAUAUUUUGAACGUGAAUUUUGGAGUUGCUUUGUUUGUAGAGUCUCUCGAUGAAGCUG